Molecule: messenger RNA, 885 nt
Organism: Ylistrum balloti
Lineage: Eukaryota; Metazoa; Mollusca; Bivalvia; Pectinida; Pectinidae
Exons: 3
Coding region: 1-885 (294 amino acids)
Source: RefSeq, a predicted model, not a curated record
AUGGCAGUACAGCUUCUUCUGGUUCUUGCCAUUUGUGUGGUGGCUCAAGCCCAAGUUCCCCACUUUGGCAAUGGUCUAGUGAAAGGGUACAUUGCCACACCAAUCAUUGACGAAGCGUCAGGUCUUGCAGCCAGUCGUAUUCACGAGGGGAUCCUAUACACUCACAAUGACCAUGGUGAUGGGCCAACUAUCUAUGCUAUCAACGCGAGUGAUGCUUCGCUUGUGGCAACGCUUACUAUAGGCAGUGGUGCUACUAACCACGACUGGGAGGAUGUGGCUGUGGGACCAUGUGCAAAAGGGGAACAUGUCUUCUGUAUCUACAUUGCUGAUACAGGCUUCUCCUCCGCCAACGAUGACGAGGCCAACAUCAUCUACCGCGUCCAGGAACCAGACAGUUUGACUGACCAGACACUCACCGUUAAUAGCACACUCAAAUUCGAGUGGUCAGAAGAAGAGUCACAGGCACUGAUGGUUGACCCUGAAGCUAAUGUAUACAUCGUGUCAAACGUGCUGAGUGGUCGGGGUAUGUUUGUGAAACUUCCCAAUGUGUGGGGCCAAGCAGUACCUACCCACGUGGCCAGUACAACCUUCCUUCCUAUCCGUACUACACACCACGACCCAACAGCAGCCGAUAUUUCACCAGAUGGCAAACGUCUCCUCAUUAAGGCCAAAAGGCACAUUUAUUACUGGAACGUGCCAGAUGGUGACUACUUGGCAGCCGUCACAAAGACCCCGUAUGAACUUCCAUACAUACACGAGUCAGUUGGAGAAUCCAUUUGUUGGGAUUAUACAAGUGAAUCCUACUUCACUCUUGGAGAAGGUCAUUAUAAACCGCUGUAUGAAUAUGAACCACUCUCCUUGGAUGAAAGCUUUGUUGUCGGCUAG